UUCAUCUUCCAUUUGGGCUCUUGUAGUUUUGAAACGUUUUCAUUCAUUUUCCUUUUGGAUUCUUGUUACUUUUGGGCUCUUGUUAAAUUUUUUUUUUUUUUUCAUCCCUUUGGGCUUUUAUUACUUUUUAAAUAUUUUAUCAUCUUCGUUUUGGGCUCUUAUUAUUACGUUCUCAUAUUCUUCCAUCUUGAAAAAUUUCUGCUUAUUUACAGGAUCACUCAAACAGUUCACAGGAGAUGUUGGCCCGUAUGACUGGACCUCUGGCAUGGGAUGACCCCUUCGUACUGGAUGUACUGAGGAAUUACUUCCUUGAUCCUCCCUCCAACCUGCCUUACAACCUCACUAAUCAUAUCUGGCUCUCCAGUGGUAAAUACAUGUUUACCUGGCCUUGGAUAUACUUCCGUUUGCACAAACUCUUCUCGGGGCAGAGAGGUGGGUUCUUCGUAGAGGCCGGAGCACUCGACGGUGAAUACCUCUCUAACACUCUCUGGUUGGAAGAAAAGAUGGGUUGGUCUGGGCUGCUGAUCGAAGCAGAUAGCGUUAAUUACAGAACCCUGAAGGAAAAGCGGCGCAAAGCCUGGUCUUCAAGCACCUGCCUCUCCUCAGAGUUGUAUCCUAAGGAAGUAGUAUUUGUUUCUCGUUAUGCCAAAUCGAAAGGUGUACUUUCGCCUUAUGCAGCGCGAUCUCACGGCCACGAGUUACGAGACGACAUCAACCAGACAAGACACGACUACUUGGACGACAAGUCAUUCUCCGUGACGCAGUGCUUCCCUCUCGCCUCCUACCUUGCAGCUCUCAACGUAUCCACCGUUGAUCUACUCUCGUUGGACAUCCAAGGCAUUGAGGUAUCCGUUCCGAACUUCCUCACCUCCAGCAACAUCCCCGUCAGAGUGAUUGUGGCGGAGAACGAGUACAACACCUUUGAUGACGUGUUCCUUAAGUUCAUGGUAGACAAGGGCUACAUCAUCCUGGCUGCCGCUAUCGACUACCUGUUCGUUAAGAAGGAUGAUCCCGUCCUAAUGCUAGCAGAAGUGCAGGCUCUUCUCAAUAGCACUUUCGCGACAUAGCUUACAUGACAGUAUUCAGUUUUUUGUGGUAUAUUUUAAGACAUCUAGGAGAGUACAGAUAGGAAGCGCAUAUGUCUGGCGCUCGGAAGACGGAGGAUGAAGCCUCCACCACGUCUUGCGCUGAACAACAAACACAGGUUUAGCGCUUAACAUGAAUUAUUAUAUAUUAUUGUAAUAUAUUUCAAUUUAUGACAUAAAAUAGAAAAGCACAAAUUGUUUACAAAAGCACCAAAGCAGUUUGGAAUCUGUACUGGGACAGUGGUUCGUGUGGAGAACAAGCUUGAAGAACAAGUCUGAAGAACAAGCUUGAAAAAUAAGCUUGAAGAACAAGCUUAGAAACAAAACUUGUAGUCCAAGCAUUCAGACCAAGCUUGGCGACAAAGCCUGGAGACCAAGCUUGGAGACCAAUUUGUUUUUUCAAGUCCAACUUAACUAUCACACAAUAUUUUUUACAGCAACGUAACACAAAACUAAACACAACGAUGGCGUAACAUAACCCAGCCAAAGCACACUAAGAAGCAACACAACACAACACCGCACAACACAAAACUGUACAGCACAAUAGAAUGUGUAUUGCACCAUAGCACCACGAUACAGUAACAAAAAAAAAAAUCACGGUAAAACACGUCAAUCCACGACAACCCAACUAGAAAACACCGUCGCUGAGUACAACACCACACUGAAGCUGUCAAAAAUUUUGACUGUAGCGAUGACUUUAUCUCUUUUACAACUCUGUUGGGUAUAUAGGUGAGUACAAAUAGGAAGCGCGUCUGUCUGUCGCUCAAGUAGACUGAGGAUUAGGC
This is a messenger RNA of Cherax quadricarinatus, 1870 nucleotides long. RefSeq names its product protein Star-like. Lineage: Eukaryota; Metazoa; Arthropoda; Malacostraca; Decapoda; Parastacidae. The record is from RefSeq and is a predicted model, not a curated record.